AUGAUGCUCAGGCCGUUAUUCACAAUUUAUGGAGAAGUGCAAAAAAACGAAAAACAAGAAAACUGGAGUUGGGAGAACUCACCACCGGAACUACGACUUUCAUUUUCUGGAUUGUUACCCAAUGUUGUGUUGUGCAUAACAUUGGUAGAUCGCGGUAACCGAGAGCAAGCAUUAUUCAUUUGGAAGCAUGCUGCGGCUUGUUGCUUAGAAUCAGGAGUGCGGGUUUUAGCAUAA
Molecule: messenger RNA, 234 nt
Organism: Brugia pahangi
Lineage: Eukaryota; Metazoa; Nematoda; Chromadorea; Rhabditida; Onchocercidae
Source: the annotation of a GenBank genome assembly